This is a messenger RNA of Neogale vison (American mink), 6135 nucleotides long. RefSeq names its product TUB bipartite transcription factor (gene TUB). Gene Ontology annotation, biological process: protein localization to cilium. The transcript has 12 exons. The record is from RefSeq and is a predicted model, not a curated record. Gene Ontology annotation, cellular component: cilium. Lineage: Eukaryota; Metazoa; Chordata; Mammalia; Carnivora; Mustelidae. The coding region runs from base 291 to 1811 and encodes 506 amino acids.
UCCAGUGGCGCCCGGCGGUGCGGCCGGCCUCUCCUGCUUCCACGCGCGCGCACGCCCGCCGCGGCCCCGCGCACUCCGCCAAUUCGCCCAUCGCGCCGCGCGCACAGCCGCUCGCCAAGCCCGCGGCCGGGGCCCUGGCGUGCCGCGCGGGCCUCGGCGGGGCCCAGCGCCCCGGCCCGGGAGGAUGCGGCCCGGGGCGGCCCGGGAGCUGAGCAGGGCCCCCGCGCCGUCCCCCGCGGGCCCGGGCUUCCAGAGCCGCAGCCGCAGCCGCCGCCCCGCCCCCGGGAGACAUGACUUCCAAGCCGCAUUCCGACUGGAUUCCCUACAGUGUCUUAGAUGAUGAGGGCAGCAACCUGAGGCAGCAGAAGCUAGACCGGCAGCGGGCCCUGCUGGAGCAGAAGCAGAAGAAGAAGCGUCAGGAGCCCCUGAUGGUACAGGCCAACGCAGACGGGCGGCCCCGGAGCCGGCGGGCCCGGCAGUCAGAGGAGCAGGCGCCGCUGGUGGAGUCCUACCUCAGCAGCAGUGGCAGCACCAGCUACCAAGUUCAAGAGGCCGACUCACUCACCAGUGCGCAGCUGGGAGCUGCCCGCCCAACAGCACCAGCCUCAGCCAAGAGAACCAAGGCAGCCGCUGCAGCGGGGGGCCAGGGCGGGGCCUCUAGGAAGGAAAAGAAGGGCAAGCACAAAGGCACCAGCGGGCCAGCAGCACUGGCAGAAGACAAGUCUGAGGCCCAAGACCCGGUGCGGAUCCUGACUGUGGGCCAGUCAGACCACGCUCAGGACGCGGGGGAGACGGCAGCCGGCGGGGGCGCACAGCCCAGCGGGCAGGACCUCCGUGCCACGAUGCAGAGGAAGGGGGUCUCCAGCAGCAUGAGCUUUGAAGAGGAAGAGGAGGAUGAGGAUGAAAAUAGCUCCAGCUCCUCCCAGCUAAACAGCAACACCCGGCCCAGCUCCGCUACCAGCCGGAAGUCCGUCAGGGAGGCAGCCUCAGCCCCCAGCCCAACAGCCCCAGAACCCUCGGCGGAUGUUGAGGUCCAGGAUCUUGAGGAGUUUGCACUGAGGCCGGCCCCCCAGGGUAUCACCAUCAAGUGCCGCAUCACGCGGGACAAGAAGGGGAUGGACCGGGGCAUGUACCCCACCUACUUUUUGCACCUGGACCGUGAGGAUGGGAAGAAGGUAUUCCUCUUGGCGGGAAGGAAGAGAAAGAAGAGUAAAACUUCCAAUUACCUCAUCUCUGUGGACCCAACAGACUUGUCUCGAGGAGGGGACAGCUACAUCGGGAAACUGCGGUCCAACCUCAUGGGCACGAAGUUCACCGUUUAUGACAAUGGAGUCAACCCUCAGAAGGCAUCAUCCUCUACUUUGGAAAGUGGAGCCUUGCGUCAGGAGUUGGCAGCGGUGUGCUAUGAGACAAAUGUCUUAGGUUUCAAGGGGCCUCGAAAGAUGAGUGUGAUUGUCCCAGGCAUGAACAUGGUUCACGAGAGAGUCUCCAUCCGGCCGCGAAACGAGCAUGAGACGCUGCUCGCACGCUGGCAGAACAAGAACACGGAGAGUAUCAUCGAGCUUCAAAACAAGACCCCUGUCUGGAAUGACGACACGCAGUCCUACGUACUCAACUUCCAUGGGCGCGUCACACAGGCCUCUGUGAAGAACUUCCAGAUCAUCCAUGGAAAUGACCCGGACUACAUCGUGAUGCAGUUUGGCCGUGUGGCAGAGGAUGUGUUCACCAUGGAUUACAACUACCCACUGUGCGCGCUGCAGGCCUUUGCCAUCGCCCUGUCCAGCUUUGACAGCAAGCUGGCCUGCGAGUAGAGAGUCUCCUUGUGCCCUUUGGGGUUGCUCAGCCUGGAGUGGAGCUGCCUGCCAACAGAGACAGCCCUGCCUCCCCUCUCUCUGUACAUAGGCCUGCUGCCAGAUGAACUGUCAGCUCUCAGUGGCUCCCUGGCCAAGCUGACUCGGACCUGGCUCCUCUGUCUCCACUGCAGAGACAGAGGACUGGGCUGGGGACGUGUGUGCGUGCAGGGACCCAAGGUCCAGAUACACACCCCUGCUCUUGAGUUUGUAUCCUGCUGCAGGUGUGUUGCCCAGCUGGGCAGCCUCUUCGGCUGGGAAGAUAGGAAGAAACAGAGGGAGAGGAAGCACAAUGCAGGGCUGCUGUGGUCCAGCCACCCACUCAGUCUGGGAGUCAGGUGACCAUGGGUCCCCAGCAGUGAAGGGCACAGUGUGAGUGUACGUGUGUAUUGAGUACACCCAUUUUACAUACAUAGUAGGGCUAGGAUCGGCUUCCAGGCCCUUGGUUAACUCCAAAAAGUCCUCCGACUUCAUAAGGCCUCAGCCAGCCUAGGAGAAGUUAAAGGAGUUUGGGAAAGGUGAGUGGCAAGACCUUGUCAGGAUUGCGGGGGCCUGGCUUCGGCUGUGGGAACUGGCUGGUAACCUGGGGUUCCCGCUCAUUUGAUUUCUCUAGGUUUUGUCUGUGUGCAUAGAGGCGGCAGGAGGUACAUGGCACAGGGCCCCUGGACCAGGGCUACGUUGGGAGUCCUAGCAGUAGCCAGAAGAGCUUUCUUUGGAGCAGCUCCUGCCCAGGGCCCUGCGCCUCAGCCCAUAGUGCAUAGGUAGGCAUGCCUUGGCCUACAGCCAGCAGAGCACCAGUCCUAAGCCAUGGCAUGGUCCAGGAAGGUGGUCUAGCUCCAGGGCCUCUGGCCUGUGCCUCGCACCCCCUGUGCUCAGCCUAGGUUGUGGCUGCUAAGGACGCUUGUGUGUGGUUCUUUUGGGGUGGGAAUGGGACGGGGGAAGAAAAGCAGGGAGUACAUUAGAACCACAAGAGAGGAGAGGUGGCAUGAGCUUUAGAGGUGAACUAGUACAAUGUGUCACUUUAGAUGAAGCACAUUUAGAAGAUGGACUUGCACUGGGUCAUCUAGCUGGUGAGUGGCAGAGUUCAGAACUUCUGCUCCUUUAUUUCUUUGUUCCUACCAUCCCCUAAGAAACUGCUCUCUCGUUCUUUAGCCUUCCUGGGACUCUGGUCUGCAUGCCCUCACCCUUCUGCCUGAUUACAGAGACUUAGAAGUGUCGGAGUUGAUGUCUGAAAUUGAAACCGUUCAGUUCCCUGCUGAAAGCUGGCCUUUUGAACAUCAGUCUGAUCAGGACUGCCCUGUGUCUGGCUUCUCCCCAAGGGCAGGCCUUACCAAGGCCAUCGUGCCUUUCUCUUUUUGGAUGUGAUGGGUGAGAGACAUGAAUGUUCCAGGGCUGGGUCUGAGUUCUUCCUCCUUGGCUGGUACCCUCUAUGCUGAACACUUGGGAACACUAAGGCUUUGCUUGUCUCUGACCCCCGCAGAGGCUACUUGCCCAGGUGGAACUCAGAAAUCCGGGGGAAGCAAGCAGGAGUUGUUCUUCCUUUCAGAGUAGAUGUGCUUGGAAAGGGUGCACAGAAAUUUUUGUUUUAAGUAAGUACUACUUAAAACAUUGGGUUGAGGCUCCUCCCAUAGUGAGGGGAGUUGUUUUGACCUACGUGGUGGUGGUAGUGUGUUCUCAUUUCCUUAGACGCUGAGAUUUCCUGUGUGGAGUGCUCAAAGCACAGUGCAGCUGUUAUAGCGGGGAUCUGUGGGAGGCCCCUCUAUGGGCCUAGUUUCUGGACCACUUUUGGGGUCAUUCUGAGGGCAAUGAGGCUGAUCCACUUUUCCAGUCCCAGUUGGGCUCAUACUCCCCAGACUGGGAAGAGACGGGCUGACAUUUGGGAUGCCGGAAGCUACAUCUCUGAAGUCUGGUCUAAGCUCUUUCUCUGGGUCUAGGAUUUUAAAAUAGAACAGGCUGAUUUCAGAGCCUAGAGAGAGGGAGGGAAGCCUGGCAGAAGUGUGGAAGAGGCAGAAGCACAAGAACAAACUCUUGUACCCUGUGUUCCAUCGAAUACAUGGGGUUAGUGGGGGAGGUUGUGUCAGGAACGUGGCUUGAGCUUCCCGGCCUGGACUGGGGAAGGUAGCACAGCAGCAAAACUCUGUUGGGCACUGAACGACAAGAGCAGUUGAGUCACCUGCUCGAGACCCAGCUUCACAAGGUCUGUCCUUAAGACCCCAUUCCUGGUGAUGCUGGUUUUCCCUGACCACUGGCCUCCUAGCCAUGGGCCCAAAGACUCAAAAAGCUGCCAGGGCCCCUGGAUACCACCUGGGCUCAGCAUCUCCCAGGGUAAGAGCUCUUGUCCUUUAUACCCUCUAUCCAGACGGUACCCUUGAGUGGGCCGGGGAUUGGAUGAUGGCACGAGCAAGCCCUAAAGGUGGGGUGGCAGUUGGGACCUCAGGCAGCCCCUCUGUCACUGCUCCUGGGGCCACACCCUCUUCCCCCAAACAGCUCUUCUGUAGAGCUGUGGUGUUCACUCCCCACUCUUCUCCGAUUCUAGCUUUUCUUUCCUUCUGGCUCCAAGGUGCUCUGUGUCUGUCUGUGUGUCUCUAUGUCUGUGUGUAUUUGGGGAAAAGGGCAAUCUGCAAAUCACCAACUGAGGUUUCUUACUACGAUCAUAUUUCUAAGGAUGAGUGGGAAAGGAAAAAGGGUAUUUGAUCACCUGUGGAUUUUGUUCAUUCAUUUCAUGCUCUUUGAUCAGAAAGUAAACCUGGGAAAGACCAGCUCUUUCUUGGGAAUAAGAGAAUAGGAGGAUACUGUCCAAGAAAUUCUAGUUUUCAGUUCCUUUUUGCGGUACAUGAUGAAAUUGGUAUGUUACAUGCAUGCUUUUGGAUGAAUUUGAACGUAUUCUAGUGAAUGUGCCUUAAAAAUCACGACACUAGUUCAGAAGGAACAGUUAAGGUCCAGACACAUGCUGAAGACCAGUGGUAGAAGCCAGCAAGUGUGAAAAUUUGGAGUCUGUGUCCUUCAGUGACAAAAAGGGCAACAAAAUUGUCUUUGGUCUGGAAAGAGCAUUUACCUCUAAGUUAGUGUACAGUUAGAGGAAAUUCUAAAUUUAAUAAGGAGUGGUGAUGAUCUCAAACCUAAAGAAGACAUGCUUUCCUCACUGUGAGGGGAGAUGCUGGGCUGGGGCUGGUCAUGGCCCUGUUAUGCAAGCACAGAUUCUAUCUCCUAGCCAGAGUCCCUGGUGUUCCCUUUCUGCGGUAACACUGGCCUUCCCCUCUCGAGAAUUCUUUGCCCCAACUGAGCUCUACCUGUGACCUCAGGAUACCAGGUGGCCCUCAGAGCACACUUUUCCAGAGAGCUGAAGGAAUCUCCUGUGGUGGUGGGCCCAGCACUGAACGGUAGUGGGCCCAAGGGAAGGGCUCUUGUUUGUACUGGUUCCCUGUCUUUCUGUACCUCCAGUUUGCAGUCUUGUCAUCUCAGGAUAUGGGGGAAGAGGCAUAGCAGAAGCAUGGGUCUAGAUUUAGUUUAAUUUUCUGACCAAGUUGAGAGGCAAGUUGGUCUUUGGUCUUACAGAGAGCACUACUGCACUUAGCUAAGUGAUUCUGAGCAAACCACAUGAUUUUCCUAGGUUGUUUUCUCAUCUACACACCGAGGAAUUGGGCUGUCAAAGCUUUCAGUAAGAAUCAGGGUGAAUGAAAAAUGAUCCUUGCUUUCAUCACUACCUUUUCUGGCUCAUCACUGUGCCUUUUUUCUUUCCUCAGAAACAUGUCACACCCAUUCCUCUCUUCUGUUCAACUACCCCUCUCCCUUCCCCCAUCAGGGUCCAGGCGGAAUUGCACAUUUAGGCCAAGAUCCAGAGUUUCCUAGAGUGUGAUUUUGAGUGGCUUACAGAGGGAAGCCUGACUCUGGCCUCUUUAAUCCUGCAGAGUUUCGAAGGGCCCUUGGUCAGGAUGGGUGGCACUGGCACUUCUCUUGCUGGGAGCAUCCAUUUAGUCAGUUUUCCUAACGCCUAGAAUGUGUAUGUCCAUUUGCACAAGAUUGUCUUUUCCUAUUCUGGAGUGGUCAUUUUUAUUUUUGUUCCAAAUUAUCUGGAGUUUUAGACAAACUUGCAAAACUGUGCUUUUAUUAAGUGACUUUUUGAAUAAACUCUUUGGUAUUCUUGAGCAAAUGUAUUUAUUUAUUGGUAUGUGCAAUGACAAAGUUGGUAUUUUCCCAUGUUGACAUUAUAUAUGUUGUAGAACUUAGUGUUUGUCUAAGUACAGACCAUAUAGCAACAAAUUAAACUUGAACUGUUUCAACACAA